This is a messenger RNA of Cyphellophora europaea CBS 101466, 399 nucleotides long. RefSeq lists its product as uncharacterized. Lineage: Eukaryota; Fungi; Ascomycota; Eurotiomycetes; Chaetothyriales; Cyphellophoraceae. Bases 1 to 399 code for a protein of 132 amino acids. The record is from RefSeq and is a predicted model, not a curated record. The transcript has a single exon.
AUGCCCAUCGGCUUCUCCAUCGGCGCGCAAACACGCUACGCCCACGCCAUGUGUGCGCAAGCCGGCUUCGCGCAACCCCUUUCUCCCGCAUCUCCCCGGGGCAAAGGGGUCCAACGGCAAAUUCAAUCUCGCGACAAUGACCAGGAGAUGAAUUCGCUGCUCUACCUGCUCGCCAACAAAGAGGCUGUCAUCGGCAUCGUCCUUCUGGCUCUACAGGCUGCGGGGGAGUGGAAGGCGGUGGGGAUCAUGCUGGGGGUGGUAUGUGUGGGUGGGCUGGCGGAUAUGUAUGUUGCGGUGGUGAGGGGGAGUUUUGGGGCGUGGGAGGCGUUUUGGACGAUAGGGUUCGUCAAGUUUAUUGGGACUUGGGCGGCGUGGAAGAUAUGUCUGGAGAACUGGUGA